Messenger RNA from Brassica napus (rape), 1355 nucleotides. Its product is annotated as cysteine synthase. The coding region runs from base 162 to 1130 and encodes 322 amino acids. NCBI's taxonomy places the organism in Eukaryota, Viridiplantae, Streptophyta, Magnoliopsida, Brassicales, Brassicaceae. Gene Ontology annotation, molecular function: cysteine synthase activity. Gene Ontology annotation, cellular component: cytoplasm. The record is from RefSeq and is a predicted model, not a curated record. The transcript has 11 exons.
UGGUUAACAACCACCGCGUGUUUUAAUACAUCCAAAGCAUGUGGCAUCUACCUGUAUAAUAAAGGAAUAAAAGAAAGCCAUAAAAUCAUCAUUUGACGAUUUUAUUCCAUACCUUCUUCAUUCUCUUUCUCACUCACGAGUGAAGCUUGCUUGCUUGAAUCAUGGCAUCUCGUAUUGCUAAAGAUGUUACCGAAUUGAUUGGGAACACUCCAUUGGUGUAUCUGAACAAUGUGGCUGAAGGAUGUGUUGGUCGUGUCGCUGCUAAGCUCGAGAUGAUGGAACCUUGCUCCAGUGUCAAAGACAGGAUUGGUUUUAGCAUGAUCUCUGAUGCAGAGGAAAAGGGUCUGAUAAAGCCAGGAGAGAGUGUGCUGAUUGAGCCAACGAGUGGAAACACCGGAGUUGGUUUAGCCUUCACGGCUGCUGCCAAGGGGUACAAGCUCAUCAUUACUAUGCCAGCUUCAAUGAGUGUGGAGAGAAGGAUCAUUCUCUUAGCUUUUGGAGUUGAGUUGGUCCUAACUGACCCUGCCAAGGGCAUGAAAGGAGCUAUCGCAAAGGCUGAAGAGAUUUUGGCCAAAACACCCAAUGGUUACAUGCUCCAACAGUUUGAGAACCCUGCCAACCCAAAGAUACACUAUGAGACUACUGGACCUGAGAUAUGGAAAGGCACUGAUGGAAAAAUCGAUGGAUUUGUUUCUGGGAUUGGUACUGGUGGUACCAUCACAGGUGCAGGGAAGUAUCUCAAGGAACAGAACCCUAACGUUAAGCUGUAUGGAGUGGAGCCAAUUGAAAGUGCUAUUCUAUCCGGUGGGAAGCCAGGCCCUCACAAGAUUCAAGGGAUUGGUGCUGGCUUUAUACCAAGUGUGUUGGAGGUUGAUCUUAUAGAUGAAGUUGUUCAAGUUUCAAGUGAUGAAUCCAUCGACAUGGCAAGGCUUCUUGCUCUUAAAGAAGGUCUUCUUGUGGGAAUAUCAUCUGGUGCAGCAGCGGCCGCAGCAAUCAAACUUGCAAAGAGGCCAGAAAAUGCUGGGAAGCUUUUUGUGGCGGUGUUCCCGAGUUUCGGGGAGAGGUACCUGUCGACUGUACUAUUCGAUGCCACAAGGAAAGAAGCAGAAUCAAUGACCUUCCAGGCUUGAAUUGUCUCACCUUAAAAUUUCUCAAUUUCUUUUCAUUAGGGACGCCAAAAAUAAAAAGAGAGAUGUUUAGUUUUCUCCUAAAAGAGAAUCUUCAUCUUCAGUUUCAGUGCGUCUGUUGUGUUUGUGUUUCUGUAAUCUUUGUGUGAGAAUAAAAAUCAAUCUGGAUUUUCUCUGUUUUCCUUUGUGAAGAACACAUUCUGUCAAUAAGUUUGAGUUUUACUUUGA